Aureobasidium namibiae CBS 147.97 is the source of this 1914-nucleotide messenger RNA. RefSeq names its product GTP-binding protein 1. NCBI's taxonomy places the organism in Eukaryota, Fungi, Ascomycota, Dothideomycetes, Dothideales, Saccotheciaceae. The record is from RefSeq and is a predicted model, not a curated record. Gene Ontology annotation, biological process: translational elongation. The transcript is spliced from 3 exons. Bases 1 to 1914 code for a protein of 637 amino acids. Gene Ontology annotation, molecular function: GTP binding; translation elongation factor activity; GTPase activity.
AUGGCGACGCGAAACGACCGCUACAACAAACUGUCCCCGCAGGAGCGCCGCGCUGGCGAAUCGGCCCUCAGCGACUUUGCAGACUACGUUCAGAAACAGCAAGCCAAGCGCCGCCAUCCUCAGGACCAAGACUCUACCUAUGGCACCCAGUCCGUCGUUGCAACCGAAGAGCACGCCGAGCUCGACAUUCUCGACUCUCUCAACCUCACCGACGAGCCCGUCAGCCCGGCCUUGAAACACCUCUUCCUUGACAAGUCCGAUGACGCCGACGAGAGUGUGAGCCUCUUGACCGGCUUUGUCAAUGGCCGCCUCGAGGAGGGUCAUGGAGAGGCCCUGUUCGACCUCGGCUUGGAAGACAAUGGAGACUCUAUGAACUUUGACAAGAAUGACUGGGACUUUGCCCUGGCCAGACUCCACUCGGUCACCGAAUCGCUAGGCGCCGACUAUCGCAUACUCAUGACCAAGAAUGUCGGUGGCGACGACGACGUUGAUGUCAGUCCCAAGGAGAAGGCAUGCAGCGGAAAGUUGAUGAUCAGGCGGCGGCCCAACUCGGUCGAUAAUGUCAUCGAGACGCGAAUAGCCGUCGUCGGCAACGUCGAUGCUGGAAAGAGCACCAUGUUGGGUGUGCUGGUCAAGGGCGGCCUCGACGAUGGUCGUGGAAAGGCCCGUGUCAAUUUGUUCCGCCACAAGCACGAGAUUGAGAGUGGACGAACGAGCUCGGUGGGUAUGGAGAUCAUGGGCUUUGACAGCAAGGGUGAGGUCGUCAUGGCCCAGACUGCUGGUCGCAAGCUCUCGUGGGAGGAGAUUGGCAAUAGAUCAGCCAAAGUCAUCGGCUUCACCGAUCUGGCUGGUCACGAACGCUACCUCCGCACCACCGUCUUCGGCAUGCUCAGCAGUGAGCCCAACUACUGUCUGCUCAUGGUCGCCGCCAACAAUGGUCUUAUCGGCAUGAGCAAAGAGCAUUUGGGCAUCGCACUAGCCCUUAACGUCCCAGUCAUGGUGUGCAUAACCAAAAUCGACAUCUGCCCGCCGCACAUUCUUCAGCAGACCAUUACCCAGUUGACCAAGAUUCUCAAGUCACCUGGUGCCAGGAAAAUCCCCAUCUUCAUCAAGAACAAGGAGGAAUGCAUAAACACCGCCACUCAGUUCAUCAGCCAGCGUAUCUGCCCAGUAUUCCAGGUCUCCAACGUAACUGGCCACUCUCUCGAUCUCGUUCGCACCUUCCUCAACAUCAUCCCACACCACGGCCACUAUGACGCCGAGGCUCCCUUCGAAUUCCACAUCAACGACACCUUCUCAGUACCAUUUGUUGGUACCGUAGUAUCUGGAGUCGUCAAAUCCGGUGUCGUGCACGCUGGAGACACCGUAUUAGUCGGUCCCGAUGGACUCGGCAACUUCACAACGACGAGCAUCAGAAGCAUCGAAAGAAAACGAAUAGGUGUCCCCGCCUGCAGCGCAGGUCAAAGUGCCAGUUUUGCCCUGAAAAAGGUCCGCAGAAAGGACGUGCGAAAAGGCAUGGUGUGUCUGCUCAAAAACGACGACCAGCCACCCAAGGUCCACCGCGAGUUUGUCGCCGAAGUCCUCAUUCUCAGUCACGCAACCACCAUCAAGACGAAAUACCAGGCUAUGCUGCACGUCGGCCCCAUCUCUCAGACAUGUGCCAUCAUCGACAUUGAUCGAGCAUACAUCAGGACUGGUGAUCGUGCUACCGUCGCAUUCCGCUUUGUGCAGCGUCCAGAGUUCCUCGCCGUGGGUGAUCGGAUAUUGUUCAGAGAGGGCAGAACGAAAGGUCUCGGUAUUGUCAAGGCCGUCGGAUACGAUCCUAGCAAACCGCUCAAUCCUGAUGCUGGCAAGCAGAAAGCUGUCGCGACCGAUGCUGCAGAUACUGCCGCUCCUGCUACUGCUGCAGCGUAA